Messenger RNA from Syngnathus typhle (broad-nosed pipefish), 826 nucleotides. It is a transcript of the gene nanp, whose product is annotated as N-acetylneuraminic acid phosphatase. The record is from RefSeq and is a predicted model, not a curated record. The transcript has 2 exons. NCBI's taxonomy places the organism in Eukaryota, Metazoa, Chordata, Actinopteri, Syngnathiformes, Syngnathidae. Bases 63 to 803 code for a protein of 246 amino acids. Gene Ontology annotation, molecular function: hydrolase activity.
UAUAGGCGCAGUUACUUCCGCAACUCAUUCAAGCUUGCUUCCGGGUUCUCGGUGUAUCAGCAAUGGACGGUGUCCCUAUUAAGGCUAUAUUGUUUGAUUUGGACAACACGCUUAUCGAAACUAAUCGCGCGAAUCAAUAUGCGAUGCAAAAGACCUAUGAACUUUUGAAGACCUCACUGGAGCUUGAUGAUGACGUCAUCAGCCAGAUUUGUGACAGGUUCAAGCAGAAACUUCUCCACGAAAAGUUUGACCCUUCAGCUGGCAGAUCUAUAGAUGAAGUUCGAGUGGGUCACUGGGAAGACAGCAUUAAGGAAAGUGUGGACAGUUGUUCAACCCCCUCCUUGGCAGCUCAAUGCUACUACCUAUGGAAAAAGAGUAGACUGGAGCUGAUUCGUCUGUCCCCUGAGAUCUCCAGUCUUCUGAAACAAUUUAGAAGGAAAUACAAGCUGCUUCUCCUGACCAACGGGAAUUCUCAAACACAAAAAGAGAAAGUGGAGGCGGCAGCUUGCGAAGGCUUUUUCGAUAAGAUUGUAGUCGGGGGAGAUUAUGCAGAGCAGAAACCUCACCCUUCCAUCUUUAGACUGUGUUUUGAUCUUCUGCAGGUGGAAGCCCAGGACUGUAUCAUGGUUGGAGACUCACUGGACACUGACAUCCAGGGAGGGUUCAAUGCACAUGUACGUGCUACAGUUUGGAUUAACAGUGCAGGUGAUGCUGUACCUGUUGGUUCAGUGACUCCUGACUAUACGCUUUCUACUGUAUUGGACCUGGAAGACGUUUUGGCACAACUAAAUAAGAGGCAGUAGCUGAUAUAAACACUAAAUGUUAA